AAACAGAGAGAGAGAGAGAUAGAGAGAGGGAGGGAGGGAGAGACUGAUUGCAACAUUAAUUAUGCAGUUUUUUUUUAAAAAAAAUCCAACAGUUUGGAAAAAACAGUUAGGAGGGGAGUAAAGUCUCUCUGUCUCCUUAAUUGCAUUUAAUUUAUCUGCAUUACAGACAAAGACAGACCGGUGGAAAGAGGGUGAGUGAACAGAAAGACUCUUUCCAUUUUGAUCCGAGGGAGCAGUAAGAAGUACAGCACCUCCGUGGACUCUCUUUCCGAAGACAUCCAUGGCGCCCUCUGUUCUGUGGAUCCCUCUCCUUCUGCUCCUGUUUGCUGCCCUGCUGGAAAGCAAAGCCUACCAGAAGAUAUCCAACAAAGCCAUCAACCCAACUAAGCCGGCCCUCCGCCAUCUCUCUGACUAUUUACUGGCCAACUACACCAAGGGCGUUCGGCCCGUCCGGAACUGGAGGAAGGCCACCAACGUGGCCAUUGAUUUUAUGGUCUACGCUAUUCUGAGUGUGGAUGAAAAAAACCAGGUCCUGACAACAUAUAUCUGGUAUAGACAGCAUUGGAUCGAUGAGUUCCUGCAGUGGAACCCAAAGGAUUUUGACAACAUCACCCAGAUGUCUGUUCCUACUGAUGCCAUCUGGGUCCCAGAUAUCCUGAUCAAUGAAUUCGUGGAUGUGGGCAAAUCUCCCGAUAUUCCCUAUGUCUACAUCCUCUAUGAUGGGGAAGUGAGGAACCUCAAGCCCGUCCAGGUGGUAACUGCCUGCAGCCUGGACAUUUACAACUUCCCCUUUGAUGUGCAAAAUUGCUCCCUGACCUUCACCAGCUGGCUUCAUAACAUCCGAGAUAUCAACAUCUCUCUGUGGCGGUCCCAAGAGGAAGUGAAGCAUGACAAGAGUGUCUUCAUGAACCAGGGUGAAUGGGAGCUUCUGCAUGUUCUCCCCCAGUUCCGAGAAUUCAGUGUGGGAGACAGUGAUUACUAUGCUGAGAUGAAGUUCUUUGUGGUCAUCAGGAGGCGCCCUCUGUUUUAUGCUGUCAGCCUCCUGCUCCCCAGUAUCUUCCUCAUGGUCAUGGACAUUGUGGGGUUCUACCUUCCUCCGGACAGCGGGGAGAGAGUUUCCUUCAAGAUCACCCUGCUCUUGGGCUAUUCCGUUUUCCUCAUCAUUGUAUCAGACACUUUGCCUGCCACGGCCAUUGGGACCCCACUGAUAGGGGUUUAUUUUGUGGUCUGCAUGGCUUUGCUGGUCAUCAGCUUGACCGAGACCAUCCUCAUCGUGCGGCUGGUCCACAAGCAGGACUUGCAGCCCCACGUCCCCGAGUGGGUGAAGCGCUGGGUGCUGGAGAGGGCGACCAUUCUGCUCUGCGUCCGAGACAGGAGCGCCUUCUGUCCCGUCCGAACGCAGAGCUCUGAUAUCUCCAGGAACACAGAGAACAACGAUAGCACCGCCAAACUGAACCACUACAGCUGUGAAAACACCCGUGAUGAUGAAGGCGCAGAAAGCAGCGCCAUGCAUCGGACGCAAGGGGAGAACUCACAGGUGGUGGAGAAUAUCCUGCAGGAGAUCAUGGCCAUCCGGCAGUUCCUGGAGAAGCGGGACGAAUUCCGUGACAUUGCCCGCGAAUGGCUCCAGGUGGGCUAUGUUCUGGAUGUGCUCCUUUUCCGCACCUACCUGGUCGCUGUGCUGGCUUACAGCGUUACCCUGGGCACUCUGUGGUCCAUCUGGCAAUAUGCCUGAGCCACUCACCUGCCCCACAGAGAUGGACUGGGCAGGCCAUGAUGCUCCACAAGUCUCCUGGGGAUGUCUUUUAAUAAGGGAGAUCCAGCAGGAUCCCAGGUAUUUCUGCUGAUGUUCUUGUUUACAGACUGGCACCUUUAAAUGCUGGUGAUUUGAAGUGUCUCUUACAGGCUGGUCUGUUCAUGUCUGCUUUGUUAUUAUGGGGCCACUCUGGCUUAGCAAGCUUGUGCCUGCCGCUCUCAGCUGCCCAGUGGCAAAAAAAUUUUUUUUUGAGAUGCCUGCCAUUGCACCCACGUGACAUUUCUACACACAUUUAAAACACUGCUCUCAGCAUUGCAUGCUGGCAAACCAACCUCUAAUCCAGUGCCCUGAACUCGGCUGGUAAAAGGGAAGUGGAGAGGAGAAUGGGCAUGAGAUAUUUUUUGCAAAAGGUUUCCUUUUGUCUUCCUGUCCUCCUCUCAGUUCUGCCCUCACUUCGGAGCUUCUUUCUCACCUCCCUCUCAGAGAGAGCAAGCCACGUCCCCCCAUACAUCCUUAUUGUCAUUGUUGUUGUUGUUGUUUUGAU
This is a messenger RNA of Pogona vitticeps (central bearded dragon), 2300 nucleotides long. Its product is annotated as 5-hydroxytryptamine receptor 3A. Lineage: Eukaryota; Metazoa; Chordata; Lepidosauria; Squamata; Agamidae. Gene Ontology annotation, biological process: monoatomic ion transmembrane transport. Gene Ontology annotation, molecular function: extracellular ligand-gated monoatomic ion channel activity; transmembrane signaling receptor activity. Gene Ontology annotation, cellular component: postsynaptic membrane. The record is from RefSeq and is a predicted model, not a curated record.